This is a messenger RNA of Arctia plantaginis, 1467 nucleotides long. The record is from the annotation of a GenBank genome assembly. NCBI's taxonomy places the organism in Eukaryota, Metazoa, Arthropoda, Insecta, Lepidoptera, Erebidae.
AUGUCUGACAAUGAUGAUGAUUAUAUGUGCGAGGAAGAAGAGGAUUAUGGUUUAGAGUACUCAGAAGACAGUAACUCUGAGCCGGAUGUGGAUUUAGAGAAUCAGUACUACAAUAGUAAGGCCCUGAAAGAAGAUGAGCCUCAAGCUGCUUUGAUUAGCUUUCAAAAAGUGCUAGAACUCGAAGGUGGCGACAAAGGCGAGUGGGGUUUUAAGGCACUCAAACAGAUGAUAAAAAUUAAUUUUAAAUUGGGCAAUUUCCCAGAGAUGAUGUCUAGAUACAAGCAGCUGUUGACGUAUAUCAAAAGUGCAGUCACAAGGAACCAUUCAGAGAAGUCAAUCAACUCAAUUCUUGAUUAUAUUUCUACUUCGAGAAAUAUGGAAUUAUUACAAGACUUCUAUGAAACCACGUUGGAAGCACUGAAAGACGCCAAGAACGACAGGCUAUGGUUCAAGACAAACACAAAACUUGGGAAAUUAUAUUAUGAUAGGGGAGACUUCAACAAACUGGCAAAAAUUUUGAAACAAUUACAUCAGAGCUGUCAAACGGAUGAAGGAGAGGAUGACUUGAAGAAAGGUACACAACUUCUAGAGAUAUAUGCACUCGAGAUCCAGAUGUACACAGCCCAAAAGAAUAAUAAGAAAUUAAAGGCAUUGUACGAACAGUCGCUGCACAUCAAGUCUGCUAUACCACAUCCACUUAUUAUGGGUGUCAUUAGAGAGUGCGGUGGCAAGAUGCACCUGCGCGAAGGAGAGUUCGAAAAGGCGCACACGGACUUCUUCGAAGCAUUCAAGAACUACGACGAGUCUGGCAGUCCGCGUAGGACCACCUGCUUGAAGUAUUUAGUGUUAGCGAAUAUGCUCAUGAAAUCUGGCAUCAACCCAUUUGAUUCGCAAGAAGCCAAACCUUAUAAAAACGACCCUGAGAUUUUAGCCAUGACAAACCUUGUAAUGGCAUACCAAAAUAAUGAUAUAAACGACUUUGAGUCAAUACUCAAACACAAUAGGAACAAUAUAAUGGAUGAUCCCUUCAUCAGAGAACAUAUAGAAGACUUGCUAAGGAAUAUUAGGACUCAAGUGCUUAUCAAACUGAUCGGCCCGUACACUAGGAUCCACAUACCAUUUAUUUCUAAGGAGCUAAAUAUCGAUGAAAAGGAAGUCGAGAAUCUAUUGGUUACAUGCAUUUUAGAUAAGGGUAAACGAGCAGACGGGUCACCUGAUAACCGGGUACGUGACUACCGUCGUCCGUGGACACUUGCAACCCAAGACUCACAAGGGCGUUGCCGGCCUUUGAGUGCCUUCCUCUCAGAAUUAAGGGGGAGAGGCACGAUCAGCGGGCGCAUCGACCAGGUGAACUCGGUGCUGGAGCUGGUGGGCAGCGCGCGGGGCGCGGCGCGCUACUCGGCGCUGGACAAGUGGACGGCGCAGCUCGCCGCCCUGCACCGCGCGCUCGCCAACAAGAUGGCCUAG